Messenger RNA from Dromaius novaehollandiae (emu), 1209 nucleotides. RefSeq names its product chromosome 3 C2orf73 homolog (gene CIMIP6). The record is from RefSeq and is a predicted model, not a curated record. NCBI's taxonomy places the organism in Eukaryota, Metazoa, Chordata, Aves, Casuariiformes, Dromaiidae.
AUGGCAUGCAGCCCAAAUACUUUUAGGAUAUUUAAUAUUGACAUGCCAGAAGUAUGCACAAGAGCUGUCAAUGGAGACUAUAUAUCUGUCCCAAAUAAACACCAUUCACAUUCACCAGAGUGGCGCAAUAAUCCCCAACCACAUUACGCAACAUCAAUUAUUUCCAACAUAAGGAUCCUAAAUGAACCAAUAUACUAUAUGGAAACAAAAGACACCAAGACAAAACAGCAUCAUUGGUGGCCAGCUGGGGAGACCCAUGUGUAUCAUUAUACUCCACCAUAUGACAAACAGAGCACCCAAAGAACUGAUUUUCAGAAACCAGCCUGUGAGUUGUCUUUGCCAACUAUAUUCAGCAGUCAGCAACGGCCUUCAUGUGGGAUAGCUCCACUUGCAGCUCCUAGAACAUCCAAAGGUCUUCCAAAGAUUUUACAGGAACAGACCUCUGUUAGCCAUCAGUACAAUGCCAGAGAAUCUCCUAGUGAACCCAUCCAAGGAAAGCGACAUGGAGCUUUUGUGUGCACAGAGAUAAAGCCAGCGAGGUCGAUAGUUCCUGAGGGAACAGAAAUAUUCCUGAGUGCUAGAGGGUCAUGUUCACCAGAACAGCCAAAAACAGAGAAAGAAAACUCAGUGAAAAGCCGAAUGACCUCAGCCAGUCUCUUCCUGCAGAAUUCCUAGGAGACACUAAGCUCUGAAACUCACUUAUCAAAACCAGACAUCAGAGAAAUAGCCAAGGCAUACCCCAGAAUUCCUGUGAGAGGACACAAGAGUUCAGGCAUUUCUCAGACAACUGAAGUGGAUGUUAUCUGUCCUGCUGAGGAAGAGCCCUUUAUAUCCUACAAACAUCCUUCAAUAGAUGAGUGGGUGGGUUACCUACUGUACAUAAAAACAGGCGGACACUGAAUCCACCAUCAGCUACUGGAACAAAAAGAGCCUAGAGUCACUGUGCAAGCCAGUGCAUUUGCUUAUUCCAAUAUCAAUAACACCAAACACAAGCUGACACCAGUGAAUUGUUAGAGGGAACACAGUGCUUCUUUGACAUACCAACAGCUGCACUGUACUUUGAUGUUUCUAAAAAACUAUAUGCUCAUCAAAACUUUUUCUUAAUGGCAGAAUUUCAGGGUUUUCUCUGGAGCAUUUUCCUCUUGGUUGUUUACAUGCAGUCUGCAAGAUGGAUUUUAAGUUACUUAACACUUUCAAAGCUGCUUAUUA